Vicia faba (fava bean) is the source of this 861-nucleotide messenger RNA. NCBI's taxonomy places the organism in Eukaryota, Viridiplantae, Streptophyta, Magnoliopsida, Fabales, Fabaceae. The record is from the annotation of a GenBank genome assembly.
AUGUACAUAAAAACCGAAAUAUCGGCGAGGGAGAUUGAAUUGAUUGUCUUCAGCUACGCGGACAUGGAUAAGCGAGCCGCGGAUAAUUUGAAUAAACAUGGUGAAGGUACCAGCAAAAAACCGCGGAUUGAUGCAGAUGUUGGGGAGCCAUUCCCUAUAAUUAUAAGAAACUUUCAGUUCAAAGCUGUUUCCAAGUUAAAAAGGCUCUUUUCUAAUGGACAUAUAUUCCAUUACACUGAAGCACUUCAAAAUGGUGUAGUACCAUAUUUGGUCAAGUUUAUCACACGUGAUGAUCUAGGAGUUCAGCUGCUCUCUGCAUCUCUUAUUGCGGAUAUGACUUUGUUUCCAAAAGCGGUCGAUGUUUUGAUAGAUAAUGGUGCUGUGGAGCAGUUGUCAGUGCUUCUUGAUUCUUCUAAAGACUCUGUAAUGCAAGAGGAGAUAAUCAGCUCUUUGGGUAACAUGGCACCAGUCUCCCAGGAAAGCUACAACAAGGUUACGAAAACGGCCUUAUGUUUGUUAGUGCAUAUUUAUGCGAAGAGUGAAUCAACCCCUGUUUCUGUUCUUAACAUGUUAGAAUGGACCCUUAGUAUCAUCAAGAGGGGGUUUGGUGCCGAUGAGAUAGAGAUAGAUGAAACAAUGGUACCUUUAUCAAUCAUUACAUGUCCGAGCACCAUUGAUAAAAUUAUUGAAGAAAACAUAGUUGACUCAAUUGUAAGUUUAUCAAAGAUCCCAGAUGAAAAUACCACAGAUUGCAUUCAACAUAAGGUGUACGAAAACUUUGUCCUGAUUUCUAGCAAAGCUAUUAGGGCACUUGUUGAACAAGGUAUCAUUAAAAAGCUCAAACUUCCAUUAAAAUGUUGA